CCUCCGCCUCAGUUGGAGGCACGCUGGGAACCGGCCUCCUGUCUCCCCGUGGAAACUUCAGGAGUGACCUCCUCCUCGCUGAACCCGAGUCCCAGUCCCUUGGAGGCUGCAGCCAUGAAGGAGAGACGGGCGCCGCAGCCGGUGGUGGUCAGAUGUAAGCUCGUGCUGGUGGGGGACGUGCAGUGUGGGAAGACGGCGAUGUUACAGGUGCUAGCGAAGGACUGCUAUCCCGAGACCUACGUGCCUACCGUGUUUGAGAAUUACACAGCCUGUUUGGAGACCGAUGAACAGCGAGUGGAGCUCAGCCUCUGGGAUACUUCAGGUAAGACCGCAGCCGCAAAGGCUCCGUCCUACCGCCACUGGCUAGGGGAGAAAAAUCGCCUUUGUUUCCUAUGCGUUUUAGACCAUUGCAUUAAUAACCACAUUGCACCCUUCCCACAGGGCUGUGCCAUCGCCAAGCAGUUGGGCGCAGAAAUCUACCUGGAGGGCUCGGCUUUUACCUCAGAGAAGAGUAUCCACAGCAUCUUCCGGAUGGCAUCCAUGGUGUGUUUGAACAAGCCUAACUCAGUGCCCCCGAAGAGCCCGGUCCGCAGCCUCUCCAAGCGACUUCUCCACCUCCCCAGUCGCUCUGAACUCAUCUCUUCCACCUUCAAGAAGGAAAAGGCCAAAAGCUGUUCCAUCAUGUGAAGUCGGAGCCAGAGGCGGGGGAGACAGCCCCCCACUUCCUCCCUUGGGGUGCAGAGGCACGGGGAGAGGGAGGAUGAGACAGUUUAAGACCCUGGAUGUGACUUUUUCAGAUGGCCACAGUGAGGGCUCAGGAGACAGGAAUGGAAUUGAAGAAGCCAGGCCUGGCAGGAGGGCCUGACAUUAAGCGAAAACCAUCACACCCCAAGCCAGGCAGUAGGCUGUGGAGGGAGCAGUUGCCCCAGUGUCUCCUACUCCAGAGGAAGGAAGGGUAUUGGGGGACUGGGGACAUGCUGGCCUCACCUUCAGCACCAUGCUCUUCCACACAGCAUUCCCAUGCAGGCGGGGGAUGGGAAGGGCCUUUGAGCUCUCCCUGUCCCCUCUGAGAAGUGGCAAUGGACUGGACAAUGGGAAAGCUUAGCCCAGAUGCUUCAUAACUGAAACCAGGAGGGCAAGGGCUGACCAGAGCUGGGAAGGAAACCUCAUCUUUGCAUAGCCCAUGCGUCACAGAGAGGUGACAUCAUACAUUCACACGCUUCUCACCGAAGUCCCCAGGGCCCAGGGGAGAAGCCCCAGACCCCCUUCUCUUACAGAAUGUGGGGGUGGUGGUGCUGCAGGGGCAGGACUGAUGGUGAUCACCAGACUUUCCUGCCCUCAGGGUGGUACGGUUGGCGUUUGUUUUCUAGACUCUUGUCUUUGGAAUUUGGGGUGGGGGGGUUGUUUCAAUCUGUUGUCUGUUCUGUGUUUAAAGAGGAGAACCUAUUUAUUAAUGAAAUAUAACAUAUAAUGAAGUUGA
Molecule: messenger RNA, 1480 nt
Organism: Alexandromys fortis (reed vole)
Lineage: Eukaryota; Metazoa; Chordata; Mammalia; Rodentia; Cricetidae
Gene: Rnd1
Product: Rho family GTPase 1
Exons: 3
Coding region: 115-687 (190 amino acids)
Biological process (GO): small GTPase-mediated signal transduction
Cellular component (GO): cytosol
Molecular function (GO): GTP binding; protein kinase binding; GTPase activity
Source: RefSeq, a predicted model, not a curated record